AUGUCCCUCCUGGGCUACGGCCUUCCCAACCCUGCCUGCGCCACUCUAGUCUCCACCCUCGUCCGCUCCCGCCGCCUCGUCGACGCCUUCCAUGCCAUUGGCAUCAUGCGGCGGCUCAAGUUCAGGCCGGCGUUAUCUGCGUACACCGUGCUGAUUGGUGCUCUGGCUGAGGCGCGGCAGCCCGAGCGUGCGCUGGAACUGCUGCGGCAGAUGCAAGAGGUCGGGUAUGAGGUGGGCGUGCCUCUUUUCACGACGUUGGUGCGGACCCUGGCCCGCGAGGGAAGAGUGGAGGGCGCGUUGAUGCUGGUGGACGAGGUGAAGGGGAGAUGCCUUGAGCCAGAUAUUGUGUUGUACAAUGUGUGUAUUGAUUGUUUUGGAAAGGCUGGGAAUGUGGACAUGGCCUGGAAGUUCUUUCAUGAGCUGAGAGCCCAGGGUCUGCAGCCAGAUGAUGUAUCAUACACAAGCAUGAUCUGGGUGCUUUGCAAGGCAGGGAGACUAGGUGAGGCAGAGGAGUUAUUUGGGCAGAUGGAAGUGGAAAGGGCUGUGCCUUGUGCUUACGCAUAUAAUACUAUGAUCAUGGGAUAUGGGUCAGCUGACCGGUUUGAUGAUGCUUACAAGCUGCUUGAGCGCUUGAGGGAGAGGGGUUGUAUUCCAUCUGUCAUUUCAUUUAAUUCAAUUAUCACGUGCCUCGGGAAGAAGAGGAGGGUUGAUGAGGCACUGAGAUUGCUUGAUGUCAUGAAGAAGGAUGCUAAGCCAAAUACCUCAACGUAUAACAUCAUUAUUGAUAUGUUGUGCAUGGCUGGGAGGGUUAAUGAAGCAUAUAAGAUACGUGAUGAAAUGGAACUUGAUGGCCUAUAUCCAAACUUAAUGACAGUUAACAUAAUGGUGGAUAGGCUGUGCAAGGCAAAGCUGCUCGAUGAGGCCCAUAAAAUAUUUGAAAGUGCGAGUCAGAGAGGUUGCAAUCCUGAUUCUGUGACGUACUGUUCCCUUAUGGAUGGCCUUGGAAAGAAGGGAAAGAUUGAUGAGGCCUAUAGGCUAUUCGAGAAAAUGUUGGAUGCAGGCCACAAUGGUAAUCCUGUGUUAUAUACUUCCUUGAUCAGGAAUUGCUUUCUGCAUGGAAGGAAAGAAGAUGGGCACAAGAUCUUCAAAGAGAUGAUCCGUCGAGGAUGCAAGCCUGAUCUCAUCCUACUUAACACAUAUAUGGAUUGUGUUUUCAAAGCAGGUGAGAUUGAAAAGGGAAGAGCAAUUUUUGAGGACAUCAAGAGUUAUGGGUUUCUUCCUGAUGUUCGAAGUUACUCCAUUUUGAUUCAUGGUGUCACAAAAGCUGGUCAGGCUAGAGAAACGUCCAGUAUUUUUCACGCAAUGAGUCAGCAAGGUUUUGCACUUGAUGCUCGGGCUUACAAUGCUGUUAUUGAUGGGUUAUGCAAAUCUGGAAAGGUAGACAGGGCCUAUGAAGUUCUCGAGGAGAUGAAGCUAAAACAUAUCUCUCCAACGGUUGCUACAUAUGGAUCGAUUAUUGAUGGUCUGGCCAAGAUUGAUAGGUUAGAUGAGGCUUACAUGCUUUCUGAAGAAGCGAAAUCGAAAGGAAUAGAAUUGAAUAUUAUUCUGUAUAGUUCUCUCAUAGAUGGCUUUGGGAAGGCUGGCAGGAUAGAUGAAGCUUAUUUAAUUUUAGAAGAGAUGCUGAAGAAGGGUCUGACUCCAAAUGCUUAUACAUGGAAUAGUCUCAUGGAUGCUUUAGUGAAAGCUGAAGAAAUCAACGAGGCCCUUAUUUGUUUCCAGUCAAUGAAGGAAAUGAAAUGUCCACCAAAUACCUAUACAUACAGCAUUCUUAUAAAUGGCCUUUGCCGGGUACAGAAGUACAACAAGGCUUUUGUGUUCUGGCAAGAAAUGCAAAAACAAGGUUUGAUCCCAAACGUUGUCACUUACACAACCAUGAUCUCCGGGCUUGCAAAGGGAGGGAACAUAACAGAUGCUUACAACCUAUUUGUGGGGUUCAAAACCAAUGGCGGAGUGCCUGACUCUGCAUGUUUCAAUGCUCUCAUAGAGGGUAUGAGCAAUGCAAACAGAGCAAUGGAGGCGUAUCACAUUUUUGAAGAAACUCGUCUAAGGGCAUGUAGAGUCAAUGUGACGACAUGCGUCAGUCUUUUAGACGCUUUGAACAAGUCUGAAUGUCUCGAGCAAGCUGCGGUCGUUGGUGCAGUUCUGAAAAAGAAGAAAAAUCCAGUCACUAUGCCUAAUCAUAUGUUGGAACCAAUCUUUUUACCAGGCUGCAGCGGCGCCGGUGGUGUAGUCCGGUGGGAAUACAGGGCGAGUGCGGGGAGCUGGGCUUCGACCGCAAGGCGGCUGCGUGAGGAGCUGUUUGCUGGAGUUGUUGAUUGGAGAGGGAAGGAGGCAGCACUGGAGGUGACACUGCUAGGAGAAGAAGAGGUGGCGGCUGUUAUGGGGAGCGAAGUGGGGCUGCUGCGUGAAGGCGGCAUGAAGGCAACUGCAGGCUAUGGUGGUGUUGAGGGGGAGUCAGUGUGGCUGGGAGGAGACGAUGGCCUGAAGAGGACACAUGUGCCAGGCGGGUGUGAGCUGUGCGAGGCAGAGGAGGCAACAGCGAAUGGCGCUGGUGACUUCAGGGAAUUUGAGUCAUUUGAUCAGCUCACUCCCUCUCAAAGUAACACAAUAUGUACUGCUGACAAGACUUUAGCCUUACAUGUGCCAGCUUUCCCGGUCAAUUUGUUGUCUAUGAGUGCUCUAAUUGACGAGGUGAACUGUAGGAUAACCGUUGACAGAGAAAUGAGCUUUAUUGAGGGCAGACCAACUGGAAGGAGGAUUGGGACUGAGGGUAACCGUUGA
This is a messenger RNA of Triticum turgidum subsp. durum (durum wheat), 2841 nucleotides long. The record is from the annotation of a GenBank genome assembly. NCBI's taxonomy places the organism in Eukaryota, Viridiplantae, Streptophyta, Magnoliopsida, Poales, Poaceae.